UGUGUCUGAGUGUGUGUGUGCGUGCGCUAUAUAGGCACGGAUAUAAGUACGAACGUGUAUUCGUGUGGUGUUGUUUUUGUGCUUAUACAUCGAACAACGCUUGGCACUGACGAUUCACGACUCACGACUAACGACUACUACGGAUGCCAUAGUCCGCACUAUGCUUGGAGGAUUUUCGUCUAUAUACACGCGUAUGGGAAAAACGAGUAUUAUUUUUGGGGCGCACGAGACCUCGACCACCAAGUCGGUUGUACGUACGUUUCAUUUAGUGUUGAGCAGUCGCUUUGAACGUUUGUGUAAAAUUUUGUCAGAGCGCUCUUCUCUUCUUCGGUGGUGUACUUUUAUACAUUUUUACUCUUGUGAUUAAUAUUGCUGGCGCUGCUCUUGUUGUUGUUGUUGUGUAUCUAAUAUUUUGCGCUGUACUUGGUACUAGGCGUUCAAAGAACACAAUAACUUACGUAGUAGACUCGCGCUCUCGCGCUGUUUAACUUUGUAUAAUAAUAGUGAGUGUAGAUUUGAAAUUCAAAAAACUACAUAAAUAAAUAACUGUGCGUCGCGCGCGCUUUACUGGAUAUCAAGAUAAUUCAGAAAGUAAUCAUUGAUUAGCACAAAACAUAUUUACGAGCAUAGAAAGUGUUUCUUAAAAUAAUCAUAUCGCAAACGGAGGUCAGAGCGUCAAGACCGCGCGAAUAUAUACAGACAUUCUAUAGCUGCAGUUAUCUUGUGUUGGGGCCUAUCAGCGGUGUCCGAAGGAGAUUGUGUACCCAAACCUGAUAUUUCUAUCGCACGCAUACGCAAACCGGUGCAUUAAGUGUACGUGUAUAACGGUCACGCAGAAAAUCAAAAACAAAAGAGAGCGCCGCGCCGAGUGUUUACGAGUCAGUCGAACAAGUGUUGGACAAGAGACGGGGUCUUGAGAAUUGCGCACACAAGUUCAGCUGUUCUAUAACGGAUUUCAAAAAUUUGAGGAAAAACGUAUAAAAUUCGAAAGCAGAAAAUCAGUAAAGCGAAGCGAAUUAUUAAACUUAAAAACAAUAAUAUAAAAUAAAAAUAUAAAAACAAAAUGCCAACUAUAAGACGUUGUUGCAUCGUGGGAUGCCUUUCAAAUUCACGUCAGAGCCCACAAUUGCAGUUCUUUCAAUUUCCACGCCCAGAAAACCCGUUCUACGCCCUCUGGAAACAGGCCUGUCAUGCCUCGCUCAAUCGCAUACUGCCCUUCAAAAAGCCAGUUGUAUGCGCACUACACUUUCAUCCAAAUCUUAUAGGCGGCCGACGUCUAACUUCAUCAGCAGUGCCAUCGCUACGCCUUGAUGUACCAAAUGAUCUGAAAGCUGUCGAACAACAAGCCAUGGUUGAGGAAAUCGAAAGAAGUCGUAAAUGUGCAUACAUCAAUGCUGUUGUUUAUGAAUGGUUGGUGCGUGCCAAUCUGAAUCCACAACUUCGCGGUUCUAUAACACACGGUAUGAUUAAGGAAAAGGCAGCUACAGCGGGUCAACUUGUUGGUUCGACAUCAUUUGUCGCCGACAAUCGUUGGUUAAAUAGAUUCCGUGAGACACACUUGAGUGGCUUUGCGCAGAAAUUGGCUAGCAAUCAAUUGAAGCCACUCGGUGUAUCUUUAUGGAUUCCUGAUAUUGUGCAAGAUCUACAGCAUCUAUUUCCACCAACUAGCGCUGAACGUGUUGCUAAAUUGGAGAGUCUGCCUGAACAAUAUAUGGAUUAUAUGCAACAGUAUGGUGAAUAUGAAGAAGAAGACGAUCAAGAUUCACAGGGUGCGUCACUAAAAGAUCAACAACAGAGUCAUGCUGGGUAUGAUGCAUACGGUCAACCGUUGCCAAAUUACAAUGGUGGUUAUGAAGGCUACGAAGGAUACUACGAUCGACAAAAUCAACAUAGUAACUACAGUUCGCCACAGCCACAACGCCCUGCCUCGAAUUCGCCACCACUACAACAGCUACAGAAAUUAGCCUCUCCAGCAUAUCGUGCCAGCCCAGUACAGCAACCGCCCGCAAAACGUGCUCGGUCUAGUGAUGAUGAGGUCAGCGAAACAACAACAAAUGGUCAUAAUGUAACCGACUUGACGAGUGAUUGCGAAGCGAAUGAUUGCGAUAUUAAACCAAUUAAACUCAAUGGCACACCGACACCGAAUGGUACUAAUGGCCACACACCAGCCACUUCGCCGAAACCCACAAUGAAUGGCACUACGAAUGGUGGCACAAAUGGUAAUACAAACGGCAUUAGCAAAGUCAUGGAUACCGAGCUCACAUCCUACGCACAGGCACUCGAGCACCUUAAACCUUUGGAGGAGUUCGCGCUGACAAUGGAAAAUUUCCGCGCCAUAGGAUUAAUAUCACAAUUAGAGGUGAUUUUACGAAAAUGUGAGAAUAAACAAUUGGCGGCAGCUUUGAAAUAAGAGGAGCAUUCUUCAACUAUCGAAGACGUGAUUAGAGAACAGAGGCGAUUAAAGGAAUUAGAAGUUAAUUCCCAAUAUGUUGAUGUGAUUUAGUUUUUGUAAAUAAUUUGUAAAAUUCUUUAGUAUUAUUAGAGAAUAUAUGUGCUCAAUUAACGUUUAAUUGAUGCAUUAUUUGAUUUUUAUAAGUAAAUUAAUAUCUAAAACAUAGAAGUAAAUGUGUAUAAAAAUGUAAAGAUACUUUAUUUAAUACUUAACUAAAAAUACGGAAUAUGUCGACGUUAAGGAGUUUUAUUUAUUAUACAAAUAAAAAUGUUUCCAAAUAUCAUAAGAAGAAAA
Zeugodacus cucurbitae (melon fly) is the source of this 2746-nucleotide messenger RNA. RefSeq lists its product as uncharacterized. The record is from RefSeq and is a predicted model, not a curated record. The coding region runs from base 1064 to 2410 and encodes 448 amino acids. The transcript is spliced from 2 exons. Lineage: Eukaryota; Metazoa; Arthropoda; Insecta; Diptera; Tephritidae.